Phytophthora sojae is the source of this 870-nucleotide messenger RNA. RefSeq lists its product as hypothetical. The coding region runs from base 1 to 870 and encodes 289 amino acids. The record is from RefSeq and is a predicted model, not a curated record. The transcript has a single exon. Lineage: Eukaryota; Oomycota; Peronosporomycetes; Peronosporales; Peronosporaceae.
AUGAGCGUUGCUUUCUUUGGGGACGGGGACUCAUACUCGUCACCUGCAGUAGCUACGCGGAACAACCGCCGCGCGCCCAAUGAAGCUGUCGCUGCGACAGACGCAGUCACACCGGCGUCAAUGACUCCUCUGCUCUCCAGCAUCGAUCGCAUCAACGCUGCUCUGGAAGCUGCACUGGCACAGCCUCCACCGCCGACCGGGACAGUGCGUGUGUGCCACGCAACGGAAGAUGAGUGGAACGCGUUUGCUGACAGCGAGGAUCAAAUCGUUCGACUCAAUUAUCUUGAAUGGUUUGCUGACACGGAAGAGAUUCACAUCAUCGAGUUUGCCGACGCUCCACACGAAGAUUACAUUUCCGCGUUUGAAAAAGUUACUUCAUUUGGCGAGCUACACGUUUAUCGAUGGCUCAAAGGCCACUUGGCCGCCAAGAAUUCUCAAGGGCCACAUUGGUGUCCAGAUCUCAGUUAUGGACCACGCGAAGACACACCGCACUCCGUGCUUCCGCCAAACAUUCCAAUUUUUGCAGACUUUCGGACGAUCAAGGUUGAAAUUGGAGUUUCUCAGCAGUGGGGCAUGGCACCAGGAGAGCUCGACCACAAGGCGAUAGCGAUAUGGGCUGUGAUGCCAGUUGAGUACGUGCUAUGUGUGAAAUUCGAGCCCGACUUUACGAAUGCGGAAUACAAGUUGUAUGAUGCUCGCGUCAAUCCACUCGUGCAGCUGGCUCCACUCCCAAUCGUCGCUCCAAGAACCGUGAUCCAGUUGGACGGACGUCGAAUCCUUGGUAUUCCACCAGGGAUGGCGCUCCCGGUAGGGUUUCCUGCAACUCUGUUGGUGGAUUUGUACUCUCCAUUGGUCUGGGCAAGGCGUUGA